Chiloscyllium plagiosum (whitespotted bambooshark) is the source of this 6133-nucleotide messenger RNA. NCBI's taxonomy places the organism in Eukaryota, Metazoa, Chordata, Chondrichthyes, Orectolobiformes, Hemiscylliidae. The record is from RefSeq and is a predicted model, not a curated record.
CGGGCGGGGGUGGGGAGAAGGUAGUGCUCCGCCAUUUCCGGUUUUCCGCCAUUGCGGCUCCCGCUGCGGCUCGGGCCCCGUCGACGGUUUAUAAAAGGGAGGCUGCAGGAGGAGGGCGACAGGAGCAGUAUCUGCUUCAGAUUUUUACCCACAUCUCUAUUUCUCCCUUGGUCUCAUUAUUUUUUCGUCGCUGCGUUCUUCUCUCGCCGGAGAAUUGUUUUUUGCCUCCUCUUGGACUCGGCGAGCGCCAGCGUCGUCUGUCGACAUGGCUCAGAUUCUGCCUAUCCGCUUCCAGGAGCACCUGCAGCUCCAAAAUCUGGGCAUCAAUCCUGCAAACAUUGGGUUCAGCACCCUUACUAUGGAGUCUGAUAAAUUCAUCUGCAUUCGGGAGAAAGUUGGUGAGCAAGCUCAAGUAGUCAUAAUUGAUAUGAAUGAACCAAACAAUCCUAUUCGCCGUCCAAUCUCUGCUGACAGUGCUAUUAUGAACCCAGCCAGCAAGGUUAUUGCAUUAAAAGAUGCUGGAAAAACACUGCAAAUAUUUAAUAUAGAAAUGAAAAGUAAGAUGAAGGCUCACACUAUGGUGGAUGAUGUCACUUUCUGGAAGUGGAUCUCUCUCAAUACAAUUGCCUUGGUAACAGACUCUGCAGUGUAUCACUGGAGCAUGGAGGGAGAGUCUCAGCCUAUGAAAGUUUUUGAUAGACACUCUAGUCUAGCAGGCUGCCAGAUCAUCAAUUACCGCACUGAUGCUAAGCAGAAAUGGUUACUGCUCAUUGGCAUCUCUGCCCAGCAAAAUCGUGUGGUGGGAGCAAUGCAGCUUUACUCAUUAGACAGAAAGGUAUCUCAGCCAAUUGAAGGUCAUGCAGCAGCCUUUGCGCAAUUCAAGAUGGAAGGCAAUGCAGAAGAGUCAACAUUAUUCUGCUUUGCAGUCAGAGGGCAAGCAGGAGGGAAGCUUCACAUUAUUGAGGUGGGUACUCCUCCUACAGGAAACCAGCCCUUUGCCAAAAAAGCAGUAGAUGUCUUCUUCCCACCAGAGGCACAAAAUGACUUUCCUGUUGCAAUGCAGAUAAGUGCAAAGCAUGAUGUUGUUUUCUUGAUCACCAAAUAUGGAUACAUCCAUCUAUAUGACUUGGAGACUGGCACCUGUAUCUACAUGAACAGAAUCAGUGGAGAGACCAUCUUUGUUACAGCAGGACAUGAUGCUACAUCUGGAAUAAUUGGAGUGAAUAGAAAGGGUCAGGUAUUAUCUGUCUGUGUUGAGGAAGAAAACAUCAUCCCUUACAUCACCAAUGUGUUGCAGAACCCAGACCUUGCACUGCGCAUGGCUGUGCGCAAUAAUCUAGCUGGGGCAGAAGAGCUCUUUGCUCGCAAGUUCAAUGCUCUCUUUGCUCAGGGAAACUAUUCAGAGGCAGCAAAAAUAGCUGCAAAUGCACCAAAGGGUAUUUUGCGCACUCCAGACACUAUUCGUCGUUUUCAGAGUGUAACUGCUCAGCCAGGACAGACAUCCCCUUUGCUUCAGUACUUUGGAAUACUGCUUGAUCAAGGACAGCUGAACAAAUUUGAGUCUUUGGAGUUAUGUAGGCCAGUGUUACAGCAGGGGCGUAAGCAGUUGCUUGAGAAGUGGCUAAAAGAAGAUAAGCUGGAGUGCUCUGAGGAGCUUGGUGAUAUUGUGAAGUCUGUGGAUCCCACACUGGCAUUGAGUGUCUACCUGAGGGCAAAUGUCCCCAACAAAGUGAUCCAGUGUUUUGCGGAAACCGGUCAGUUUCAGAAGAUUGUGCUGUAUGCAAAGAAAGUUGGUUACUCUCCUGAUUGGAUAUUUCUACUGAGGAAUGUAAUGAGGGUUGGCCCUGAUCAAGGACUUCAAUUUGCUCAGAUGUUGGUUCAGGAUGAAGAACCUCUUGCAGAUAUCACCCAGAUUGUUGAUGUGUUCAUGGAAUACAACCUGAUCCAACAGUGCACUUCCUUUUUGCUGGAUGCCCUCAAGAAUAACCGUCCAUCAGAAGGACCAUUGCAGACUCGCCUCCUGGAAAUGAAUCUUAUGCAUGCACCUCAAGUUGCAGAUGCUAUUCUUGGGAACCAGAUGUUCACUCACUAUGAUCGUGCACACAUUGCUCAGCUCUGUGAAAAAGCUGGACUACUACAAAGAGCCCUAGAACAUUAUACAGAUCUGUAUGAUAUUAAGCGUGCUGUGGUGCACACUCAUCUGCUAAAUCCUGAGUGGCUUGUCAAUUACUUCGGCUCCCUGUCUGUUGAAGAUUCUGUUGAAUGUCUACGUGCCAUGCUGUCUGCUAAUAUCCGUCAGAAUCUGCAGAUUUGUGUGCAAGUAGCUUCCAAAUACCAUGAACAACUUGGUACACAGCAGCUGAUUGAACUGUUUGAAUCUUUCAAGAGUUUUGAAGGCCUAUUCUAUUUUUUGGGCUCCAUUGUAAAUUUCAGUCAAGAUCCAGAAGUCCAUUUCAAGUACAUUCAGGCUGCUUGUAAAACUGGACAGAUCAAAGAGGUGGAACGAAUUUGUCGGGAGAGCAAUUGCUAUGAUCCAGAACGUGUGAAGAACUUCCUUAAGGAAGCCAAACUGACUGACCAGCUGCCUCUGAUUAUCGUUUGUGAUCGUUUCGACUUCGUGCAUGAUCUGGUGUUGUACCUGUACCGCAACAACCUUCAGAAGUAUAUUGAGAUAUACGUUCAGAAGGUAAACCCAAGUCGUCUGCCAGUUGUGGUUGGAGGGCUUCUGGAUGUAGAUUGUUCAGAAGAUGUCAUUAAGAACUUAAUUCUUGUUGUACGUGGACAAUUCUCUACUGAUGAGCUGGUUGCUGAAGUAGAAAAAAGGAACAGACUGAAGUUGCUGCUGCCCUGGCUGGAAUCGCGCAUUCAUGAAGGCUGUGAGGAACCUGCUACCCACAAUGCACUUGCUAAAAUUUACAUUGACAGCAACAAUAACCCUGAGCGCUUCCUCCGGGAGAACCCAUAUUAUGAUAGCCGUGUGGUUGGUAAAUACUGUGAGAAGAGAGACCCCCACUUGGCUUGUGUGGCCUAUGAGCGUGGCCAGUGUGACAUGGAGCUCAUCAAUGUGUGUAAUGAAAACUCUCUGUUCAAGAGCCUAUCCCGUUACUUAGUCCGUCGGAAAGAUCCUGAGCUCUGGGCAAGUGUCUUGCAAGAGACUAAUCCUUAUAGGAGACCUCUUAUUGACCAGGUUGUACAAACAGCUCUGUCAGAAACUCAAGACCCUGAGGAGGUUUCUGUUACUGUAAAGGCUUUCAUGACUGCUGACCUUCCAAAUGAACUAAUUGAAUUGCUGGAAAAAAUUGUUUUGGACAAUUCUGUCUUCAGUGAGCACAGAAAUCUGCAGAACUUGCUGAUUCUCACUGCUAUCAAAGCUGACCGUACCCGUGUGAUGGAGUACAUUAAUCGUCUGGACAACUAUGAUGCACCUGACAUUGCCAAUAUAGCCAUUAGCAAUGAACUCUUUGAAGAAGCAUUUGCUAUCUUUAGAAAAUUUGAUGUGAAUACAUCUGCAGUGCAGGUGCUGAUUGAACACAUUGGAAAUCUGGACCGUGCCUAUGAAUUUGCUGAAAGGUGCAAUGAGCCAGCAGUAUGGAGCCAACUUGCUAAAGCCCAGCUUCAAAAAGAGAUGGUUAAAGAGGCCAUUGACUCCUAUAUCAAGGCAGAUGACCCAUCAUCCUACAUGGAGGUUGUAGAAGCAGCCAACAAAAGUGGUAACUGGGAGGACCUUGUAAAGUACUUGCAAAUGGCUCGGAAGAAGGCCCGUGAGUCUUAUGUGGAGACUGAACUUAUUUUUGCACUGGCAAAAACCAACCGUUUAGCAGAACUGGAGGAGUUUAUAAAUGGUCCCAACAAUGCUCACAUUCAGCAAGUGGGUGAUCGCUGCUAUGACGACCAUAUGUACGAAGCUGCUAAGCUGUUGUACAAUAAUGUGUCCAACUUUGGCCGCUUGGCAUCAACCCUGGUUCAUCUAGGGGAAUAUCAGGCUGCAGUGGAUGGUGCCCGCAAAGCAAACAGCACUCGUACUUGGAAGGAGGUAUGUUUUGCCUGUGUUGAGGGAAAGGAGUUCCGUCUGGCUCAGAUGUGUGGUCUCCAUAUUGUUGUACAUGCUGAUGAACUGGAGGAACUUAUUAACUAUUACCAGGACCGUGGUUACUUUGAGGAACUGAUCACCAUGUUAGAGGCAGCACUUGGUCUGGAACGUGCUCAUAUGGGCAUGUUUACUGAACUGGCUAUCCUAUACUCCAAAUACAAGCCUCAGAAGAUGAGGGAGCACCUGGAGCUCUUCUGGUCCAGAGUCAACAUUCCCAAGGUACUGAGAGCUGCUGAGCAGGCUCACUUGUGGGCAGAGCUAGUCUUCCUGUAUGAUAAGUAUGAAGAAUAUGACAAUGCUAUCAUUACUAUGAUGAACCAUCCAACUGAUGCAUGGAAGGAGGGACAGUUCAAGGACAUAAUUACCAAGGUGGCCAAUGUAGAGCUCUAUUACAAAGCAACACAGUUCUACUUGGAGUUUAAGCCUUUAUUACUGAAUGACCUACUGAUGGUGCUAUCCCCUCGUCUGGACCACACACGUGCUGUGAACUACUUUACUAAGGUGAAACAGCUAAAUUUGGUUAAACCUUACCUGCGCUCUGUACAAAGUAACAACAACAAGUCUGUGAAUGAAUCAUUGAAUAAUCUCUUCAUCCAAGAGGAAGACUACCAGGCUCUUCGCACAUCCAUAGAUGCAUAUGACAACUUUGAUAACAUCUCCCUGGCUCAACGGCUUGAGAAGCAUGAGCUAAUUGAGUUCCGACGAAUUGGUGCGUAUCUGUUCAAGGGCAACAACCGUUGGAAGCAGAGUGUGGAGCUAUGCAAGAAAGACAGGCUGUAUAAAGAUGCUAUGCAAUAUGCGUCGGAGUCCAAGGAUACUGAGCUAGCAGAAGAACUGCUUCAGUGGUUCCUUGAGGAUGGGAAGAAUGAGUGCUUUGCUUCUUGUCUAUUUACUUGCUAUGACUUGUUGAGGCCAGAUGUUGUGCUUGAGCUGUCUUGGAGGCACAACAUCAUGGAUUUCUCCAUGCCUUACUUCAUCCAGGUGAUGAGGGAGUAUCUUACAAAGGUUGAUGAAAUAAAGAAAAAGGUGGAUAAGUUGGACAUCUCUGAAUCGCUGAGGAAAGAGGAGGAACAGGCUACUGAGACAACCCCCAUUGUUUAUGGUCAGUCACAGCUAAUGUUGACAGCAGGACCCAGUGUGAGUGUCCCUCCACAGGCUGCCUAUGGCUACAGUUAUGGUGCCCAACCAUAUGCUCAGCCUGGCACAUAUGGGUAUAGUAUGUAAGGCAAACAUUUCCAAGUAACUCACCUGCUCAGCAUCUGCCAGUUUCCCUCCAUCUUGCAACAGGGAAGAGAAAGCAAAGCUCUUUAUUGUAUGUCAUGAAGGACUUCAGUCUUUUUUUUCUUUUCUUGUUCUGAAUGUUUGAUCACAGCUGUCUAACUCAUUCCUCACAUUCCAUGUUAAUUAGAUUGUGAUUUUUAUUUGAAGGGGAAUGGUUGUUGCAUUUAAAGUGCUCAGUGUGAGCUCAUGUCCUGCAAUACAGUCUAUUGUAAAGAUUUGCACUCUAGUGAGACAUUAAUGUAGUAUCUCCCAACUGAGCAGCUUGUGGCUGUAUUUAAAAAAAAAAGCAGUAAAUCCUAUUGUAUUCAUUAUGGUAGAAGUGGAGUACGGGACUUGGCUGCUUAUGUUAUGUUAAGCAACAAAAACACUAAUCACAGUGCACCCAACACCAUUAUCUAAAUGUUGGAAAUUGAGUAAUUCAGUAAAAAUUGAAAAGUUCCUGUCUCAUGAUUAAACUUGGACUCCAAUCUAUGCAGGCUCUUUAAAACCAUGCGGAGGUCUUUAAAGUUUUUACUACAACUGUUCUCCCCCCUUCAUUUAAGGAUGGUCUCCUGUGCUAAUAUACAGUGCUAAUGUGGGACCACUGGUUUUGACAGUCACUGAACCCAGUCUGUUUCCAACCCUGUGCUAAGGUCUUGCAUUUGCUGGAUAUUGUGGUGUGUUAGGUCACUGUCUUUGAGUGUACAGAGAAUUAAACUGUCCUGUCAGUUUUGUGCAAUUUGAAAGCAGAUUGGAAAUAAAAAACAGGAUUAUGAAUCUCAA